GGAGCUCCAAGGAUGUCUGCUCGGACAUGGCAGAGUAGACGUAGAACACCGCAAUAUCUUCUCUGGACCCUGUGUUCAGCGCAAGACGCGCAUAGCAAUAUGCAUUGCCCAUUUUUCAUUGCUAUGUCGCGAUCGCGCCAGCUUGCUACCGACUUGGUGUAUAAGUUGUUCUGUAUCUCUCCGAAGUGAUCAUUUACCUCAAGACAGAUUCAUUACGUUUGAAUCGACGUCAUGUCUGAAAUCAAAGAAACUGCUGAGGUUCAUCGACUUGUCGUUCAGGAAUGUCCAAAGCGGAGAUGGGUCAGCUACUUCUGGGAUACGCUUGACAAGCCGAAGGAAGAACGGCGCUUUCUCUUCAAGCUAGACUCCGCUCUGCUCACGUUUGCUUGUCUUGGAUUCUUUAUCAAAUACAUGGACCAGAUUAACGUCAAUGUUGCUUUCGUCUCUGGCAUGAAGGAAGAUCUCAAACUCUACAAGAAUCAACUCAACUAUUUCCAAACCGCUUUCACCGUCGGCAACAUUAUUGCACAGAUUCCGAGCAACAUCAUUCUCACGCGUAUACCUGCUCACAUUUGGAUUCCCCUCAACGAGGUGAUAUGGUCCGUUUUAACGUUUUGCCUUAGCCAAGCAAAGACUAGCACACACAUCAUUGUCAUUCGCUUUUUCGUAGGUCUCGUUGAGGGCACGUUUUACCCGGGGUUACAAUAUAUUAUCGGCUCUUGGUACCGGAAGGAUGAGCUUGCGAAGCGUACCUGCAUCUUUCACAUUAGUAGCGUUUUAGGUGCCAUGUUUUCGGGCUAUCUGAUGGCCGGAGUGUUUCAUCUUGGUGAAAACAGCAGAUACAGAGGAUGGCAAUGGCUCUUCAUCAUCGAUGGCGUCAUUUCGCUUCCCAUCGCUUUGGCCGGCUUUUUCUUCUAUCCCGACGUACCAGAAGCUGGGAAACCAUGGUAUCUCUCUGAAUCGGAUAUCAAACUUGCUCAGAGGAGGAUGGAACUCGAAGGGCGAAAGCCCCGGUCGAAGUACACAGUUGCGAAGGUUAAGAAAAUCGUGACAUCUUGGCGCAUAUAUGUCCUCACCCUUACCUACACUUUCUGGGUAAACAGUGUUGUUGGAGCUGCAGCUCCAGCCUUCACCCUAUUCCUAAAAGCUUCAGGCUAUUCAGUUGACUUGAUAAACGUUUAUGGUACCUUGCCGUUUGCUGUGCAGGCAGGAGCAGAACUCAUCAUGGCAUGGUCAUCAGACACGAUUCUAAAAGGUCGUCGUUGGCCAGCUAUCAUCUUUGGGGCAAUUAUUACUAUUUUUGCCUCUGUGUCUUUAACGGUUUGGGAUAUUAGCCCAGGUUGGAAGUGGACGUGCUUUUUACUUGGAGGUGUGGGUGGAGCCACCGGUGGUCUUUUCUUUGCUUGGGCGAAUGAGAUAACCAGCAAGGACAACGAAGAACGUGCCAUCGUCAUUGCUUCGAUGACUCAAUUUGGCAACACAGUCUCCGCAUGGCUGCCAUUGAUCGUAUUCCAGCAGGUUGAUGCUCCCAGAUAUCGCAAGGGUUGGAUUACCCUUACUGCUAUCAACACAGCUCUUGUUAUAUCAACAUUAGUUACAUGGCAGAUGCAAAAAAGAGAGGAAUCACAGACAGCCAUCUUCGAGGACUCUGAUGACGGAACGGUGAAGAAGAACGUGGAGGCAGUGCGUGUCCGUGCUGGAGAGAAAUAAGAGAGUCAACUACCCACCAACAAGGUAUGCGCAGCUGGUAAGGUUACAUAGACGUCAUUGAAGAUAGUAGCAAUCACGAUGUGUAUUGCUCGAGCUCAAUAAGACAAGGUCUGUCCAUGUUCCAGCUAGAGGAAUAUCGGUGCUCUAUGCAAC
Molecule: messenger RNA, 1863 nt
Organism: Verruconis gallopava
Lineage: Eukaryota; Fungi; Ascomycota; Dothideomycetes; Venturiales; Sympoventuriaceae
Exons: 9
Coding region: 232-1710 (492 amino acids)
Biological process (GO): transmembrane transport
Cellular component (GO): membrane
Molecular function (GO): transmembrane transporter activity
Source: RefSeq, a predicted model, not a curated record